GACAACUUCACGGUUGGCCGCACAUCUAAUGACAUGCACGCCUCGUCAGAUGUUCCAUUCAAGUUCUUUACUCUGCCAACUGGCCAGAAAGUCAACGAGAGUGCCUUCGAGAAAGCCACGGCCUAUUUCCACAAGACUGAACGUCCGCCAAUCUGUCCAUUUGGACAAGAGCGAAAGGUACAGGUGGGAAUGGAGCAAUGGAAGAAAUGGUGGCUAUUCCUGCGCUACAUCCGCCACCGACAUCCGGUCACGGAAGACACAUUGCACCUCCUCUCUCUUGGCAGUCUCCAUCCUGGUAGCCAUGUGGGGCGGUGGCGCGAUCCACGCUUCAUCAACAAUGUCGGCAACACAAGUUGCAAAACGCAUUUGGCAAGCAGCUUAUCGGGAACGCCACCCAUCUUACGUCGAUCUGGUCUGCCCAGCUGCAACGAGGGCCAUGAGAGACAUCAUCAUCCGGAGAGCGGCCUUUGUGCACUGUGUCUGGAAGCUUCAGCGGUCUCGUCGUUUCAGCGAGGUCCAGCUGGAGGCAAUCACGGAUCGCGACAUUGGUCGGCGCAUAAGACAAAGGGUGUUUUAGCGGGUAUGCCUGCAGGAAAGGAGCAGCUUGCUGGUUCAAGCCCUGGAGGAGAAUCCCGCACUGUUCGUCUGUCCACAGACGUUCGUGAAGUCAUUCAUUUCAUCCUACCAUUUACAUUCUAG
Messenger RNA from Protomyces lactucae-debilis, 699 nucleotides. RefSeq lists its product as uncharacterized. The record is from RefSeq and is a predicted model, not a curated record. The annotation marks the transcript as partial. The transcript has 3 exons. NCBI's taxonomy places the organism in Eukaryota, Fungi, Ascomycota, Taphrinomycetes, Taphrinales, Protomycetaceae.